GCAUCCCAGUACCUAGUGGGAUGAAUGGAAGUGGUGUUGGUGGCAUGGUUCCCACCAGCCUCAGCGGGCAGCAGCUGGCCUCUGCCAUCCCUUCCCCCACAGCUGGCAAGUCCUGGCGCAGCAAGUCCAUGAAUCUUAAGCACAGCGCAACUUCAUCCAUGCUGGCAAGCCCUACACACUCCCCUUCUACCACCCCAUCACCGCAAGCCCCAGAAGGGGAUGGGUCAAAAGUAGGGUCAAGUGUUGCACUGCCUCAGAGGUCAAUGCUGGAGAAAUUUCGGCUGAUUAAUCCCCGAUCGGCUUCAAGAGCAUCGCCAUCUGUGGUGGAGAUGGCUUUGCAGGAGGAAGAUGACCUAUCAGAGUAUGGUGAAGAUGGAUUGACGCCUACAGGGUCAGUGUGCAGCAGUGUUAGUAGCAGUGGUACGGCCAAACAAAUGGCUACAAAGACCCCUGCGUCGUCCCUCACCGCACCAAGCAAAACGUCCUCAUCUUCACCCUCUUCUUAUUCAAAGGCGUCCGCCAGUGGUAGCAGGUCUCAAGCCUCCUCCAAAGACAAGGAGGACAAGAGCAAGUCUGGGAAGUCCUGUAAGGACAGCUCUCCCCCAAAAGAGGAGCGCGACACAUUUCCCGAGUCCACGAAGAAGACCUCAAAAAUCGCCAGCCUCAUCCCAAAAGGAGGGAAGUCAUCGUCGGGGAAGAAAGAUGGUGGCACCCCCUCAGCUUCAAGCGGCAUCCCAAAGCCAGGACUUAAAGGUCCCUUGGCAUCAUCAGCAAAGCCGCAAAGUCAGUCCCAGGCCCAAAACCAGGCCGCCUUAAACAGCAGCGGAAAUAUACGGGGGGGAGAGGGAGAGAGAGCCAAGCUAACCAAAGGGGGGCAGAGUGGGAGUUUCUAUAUCCAACGCUCCGUAGGGGGCUCGGAGGGCAAACGGACCAGCAUGACCUCGUCCACCAGCACCUCAGCCCUGUCUGCGUCCACUGUGGGAGGAAGUGGGGGAGGAACACCAGGAGGAAAUGGAGUAGUUCAGCUUCCCCAGCAGCAGCAGCACAACCAUCCUAACACAGCUACUGUGGCCCCCUUCAUGUACAGGACAUUCUCAGAAAAUGACUGCACCAUGGUGGCCCCAGCCGACCCCUGCCUCAGCCCCACCAAGGGAGAGCUAGUCUACAGCAAGACAGCCAAACAGUGCCUGGAGGAGAUAUCAGGAGAAGACCCUGAGACAAGACGUAUGAGGACAGUAAAGAACAUCGCUGACCUGCGGCAGAACCUAGAAGAGACCAUGUCCAGUCUACGGGGGACACAGAUCAGCCACAGUACAUUAGAAACAACCUUCGACACGACAGUAACCACUGAGGUGAAUGGGCGGAGUAUACCUGCCCUUGCUGCACGCUCCUCCCCCAUGUCCUGGCGUCUGGGCCAAUCGCAAACCCCACGUCUCCAGGCUGGUGACGCCCCCUCGAUGACCAGUGGCUACACUGCGCCCAGGGCGAGCACAACAGGCGCAGGCACCACCACAGGGCGCUACAGUGGGCACUCAGACCCCUCCAGAUACCUUACAGACGGCAGCCUUCAUCUGUAUGCACGGAACACCGGCCGAGCCUCAGAUGCAGCUUCUUCUCGAGACGUAUCCCAAAGAGGAAGCAAAGAGAUGCAGGGUGACAUUGACAGGUGA
Molecule: messenger RNA, 1670 nt
Organism: Neolamprologus brichardi
Lineage: Eukaryota; Metazoa; Chordata; Actinopteri; Cichliformes; Cichlidae
Source: RefSeq, a predicted model, not a curated record